Messenger RNA from Clupea harengus (Atlantic herring), 4172 nucleotides. It is a transcript of the gene plppr5b, whose product is annotated as phospholipid phosphatase related 5b. NCBI's taxonomy places the organism in Eukaryota, Metazoa, Chordata, Actinopteri, Clupeiformes, Clupeidae. The record is from RefSeq and is a predicted model, not a curated record. Gene Ontology annotation, cellular component: plasma membrane. Gene Ontology annotation, biological process: phospholipid metabolic process; phospholipid dephosphorylation; signal transduction. Gene Ontology annotation, molecular function: phosphatidate phosphatase activity.
CUGAUGUGAGAGAGCUGGCUGGGGGUGGGGGAUAUGAGUAGUCGACUCAGUGCUGCAAGAGAGAAACUACUUCCAGGAAAGUGCCGUUGCCAUCGCAGCGAAGGGGAAGAUUCGAUCAGCGCCUGCGCGGUGCUGAGGAAGCCGCAUGCAGUAAAGUAAUUACAAACAGUAGCCGAGGUAGCUAAAAGUCUUCGUGAAUUGCCUUAAUUUCAAUAGAAGAUGUGUAUUAUCUCUGCAAACCUUAAGCCGACAUCUUAAGGCACCGAAAAAUAAACAUCACGAAGUGAGAACGAGGGGAGAAACAUAACCACGUAGGUUAGGCUAUUUAUUAAGUGCAAAGCUACCAGCCCUGUAGGUAACGUCCUGAUGUCGUUGAGUCGCUAAAACUCCUUGAGCUACAUAAGGCCUCACAGCAACAUGCCAUUUGACAAGACUCGCUGGGAAACCUACAAGUACAUUCUGCUUGAGCUGGUGAUUAUGGCGGGGACAGUCAUGCUGGCAUAUUACUUCGAGUACACCGACACGUUCAACGUGCACGUCCAAGGAUUUUUCUGCUAUGACAGUGCCUACACGAAGCCUUACCUCGGACCCGAGGAGUCGAGCGCUAUUCCGCCAGUCCUCCUCUACGCGGUGGUGGCAGGUGUCCCGACUCUUGUGAUAACGGUCACAGAGACAGUGAUGUUCCUGGUGCAGUACACGUCUAAAGAGCUGGACAGCCGGGAGAAGAACAUUGUGACGGGAGACUGCUGUUACCUCAACCCUCUGGUCCGCAGGACUUUCCGCUUUUUGGGUGUGUAUGCCUUUGGCCUGUUCACCACGGACAUCUUUGUGAACGCGGGUCAGGUGGUGACGGGUAACCUGGCGCCUCACUUCCUGACGGUGUGCAAGCCCAACUACACCGCGCUGGGCUGCCAGCAGGCGCUGCGCUACAUCAGCCACCAGGAGGCGUGCACGGGCAACGAGGAGGACAUCCUGCGCGCCCGCAAAACCUUCCCCUCCAAAGAUGCUGCGCUCAGUGUCUACGGCGCCCUUUACCUCGCAAUGUACAUCACACACACAGUGAAAGCCAAAGGCACCAGGUUGGCCAAGCCGGUCAUGUCCCUGGGUCUGAUGUGCCUGGCCUUCCUGACGGGCAUCAACAGAGUGGCAGAGUACCGCAACCACUGGUCGGACGUCAUCGCAGGAUUCAUCAUCGGUGUGGCCAUUGCCACCUUUCUGGUGGUGUGUGUGGUGCACAACUUCCAGGGCAAGCUGCUGCUGAGCGAGGAGCCUGAGCAGGACCCCAUGGGCAGCGCUCCCAUGAUGAGCAUGCCGCGCGUGGAGAGCCCCAUGGAGAAGUACAUCUCCUCCCAGUUUCCAAUGUGGCCUGCUGACAGGGAGGGGUUAUAUGGCAGUUGAGCAAGACUAUCAAGAAUCACAUCGCCUUCACGGAAGUCACAUGACCUUGAGGGGGCCGUGUGGCAGACCCAUUGGAGCUCCACGCUCUUCACCGUCCAGUCCUCAUAGUCCUGGGGCAGCGUUGGCUUUCCCACACCUCUCUCUCUCUCUCUCUCUAACUAUCCCUCUCUCCAUCCUACAGAUGAUGUGCGUGUGUAAUCCCUAGUCGUGUGCUUGUUCACAGACUGUGUUACUGAAGAUAACGAAAAACAAACAACUAAAAAAAGAAAAAAAGAAAUAAAGAAAAAAAAAAAUGUGGCCGACCAGAUCAAGUCAGCCUCUACGCUCCCCACACGUGCAAUGGUAUGAUUUGUGUUAUUGUGGACUCUAAUCAGAGAGGCUUAAAGCUUGGUCGUCUUUUAUGUUGAAUGAUGUUUUGGUCCACCCUGCAAUAGGGCUUCGUGUCUAUGUAGUGGGUCACCAUAUCGUUCAAGAAGAAAGAGUGAAUGGGACUCGUCCAUUCCUGCAAAUCAGUUUCGUUCUUGCAUAUCUGCCACAUUCUCACGGCAUCAUCAGUGUUGUGAGAUAUUUCUGUUUUCAUGUUAGACGUCAGAGUGCAUUUCAAUUUGAAAUGGAUACAAAAAAUAUAGUAUAUUGCAAUGCAAACGCUUUUAAAGCUAACAGAUGUGAAUCUGAUGAAAAACAAUCCUCCCCUGAAAUGGACCGUGUGUGUGGUGUGACAAGCAGGCACACCGAGCCUGUUGUGUGUGUGUGUGUGUGUGUGUGUGUGUUGUGAUAUUGAUGUGUGCUGGGCCACUGGAUCCUGCUCUGGCUGAUCAGGCCAAGACACAAAACACAGUAAAUAGCCGCACACAGAAAAAGUCUUUAAGCCAGCCAAUCAGAGCAGAGACCACAGUCCCCCUGUCCUCGCCACCUGCGUCCCACUGAGGUGUGUGUGUCCGUCUCUCUGAGGCGUGUGUGUCCGUCCCACUGAGGUGUGUGUCCGUCUCGCAAAAGAAAGAACCAGGAAGGACGGAAAAGACAAUCACCAGCUCUCCCCCCUCUUUCUUAUUUGCCCCUCUUUCUCUCAUUCUCUCUCUCUCUCCCAGAGGAAUAUUGGGUAUUUCCUCUCAAUGUGUAUUUGUGCAGGGUCAGUGUGUGUCAGUGAUAUAAGGCAUCAAGGCCAGGUCUGAAAAGUCCACCCCACAUUAGGCUAAGACCAGCAUGACCAAAAAAAAACAUGUGUUUGAUUUGUGUUUUAAUGUCAUUUCGGUGACUCACAGGCCAAAAUUGAGAUUCACUCCUUGUUGAAGGUCACACACCUUGUCUAUAACAAUUUUUUUGUUUUUAUUUGAACUUGACUGAACUUGGUUAGUUAAAGUUAAAAGGCUGUUGUCAAACAUGUAGAUUGAGAUUAAACCGGGCGUUGACAUGUUUUACACGUUCUCCCUUUCUGUGGUAUCAAACAGAUAUACCUCGGGUAAUAGGAAGGAAAAAUAAAAUAAAAAUGAAAAUAAUCUAUUUCAAAUAAUCAAAGAAGAAUUAGUGCACCACAAUUUGUCAUUGUAGAUGGCCUUGUGCAGAUACGUACUGUGGUUGCAAAUUCAUAUGAAGUGGUUCAUCAGCUUUGUAUAUAGGCCUCCCAGUCCUAAAUCUCAAAGAAAAAUGGGUGCAUUUGCUGUUGUACAAAGUACAUAUAUUGAAAUCAUAGAUGUGGUCAGUUCUCUUAAAGAGCAAUAAAAUCGUAAGCAUUCUCCUUUGCAAAACAAACAAAAAGAAAAAAAGUUAAGAAAAAGCAAAGUGAAGAAAAAGCAUCCUGUGAUCCCCCCCUGCUCCUAUUCUCUUGGUCCCUAAAUGGUAUAUUUUUGUAGUUUUCCGCCGAGUGCACUUCACACUAAGGUCAUUAUAACACUCUAUCCUCAUGGGCAGCAGCACUUUAGAUCCAGCUACUGUACCGACAGCAAACAAAACAAACAACCAUCCGUAACUCUGCUGCUUCAAGAAGUGCUUAUCAGCAAGAUUCCGAUUUGUCACGAAUUUGCAUCACGUGUAUUGCAGCUCCUACAGUACUUGUAACAGUAUUAUAUUCAAAUAACUAAAAUGUGUAUAGUGUAUGGAUUGGACAUAUUAAUAUUAUUCUCUUGUUUUUAUUUUUCGAUCUUACUGUUCAUUCACUACAGUGGUGCAUCGUUAGUGUAUCUGUAUGUGUGUGUGUGUGUGUGUGUGUGUUUUCCCAGGCGUGUGUGAGUGUGUGUGCGCUCGGGUGUGUGUAAGUGUGUGUGUGCCCGGUCGUGUGUGAGUUAGUGUUGCCAUGAGUGUCACAGUGUAUCACCAUUGUAUAUUUUUCUGUGUCAUGGAUUGCAUUGUGGUACUGUUCAGCACUUACUAUUAUUUAUUUUUAAAUUGGUUCCACGGUCGUAUUUACAUUAAACCUCUGUAUUUAUCAGCAAAUUCUUCAUACUUGAUUUUAUUACAAAUUGUACAGACAUUUUGGGUUGUGAUAUUAAAUACUCUAGCCUUCUGAUCUUGGUUUUCUAAUCUAUGAAUUCUACUUCUGUUUCUUGAUUUCCAGCUGUGAUGAUUGCUGUAGCUCUUCUAACGAUGAUAUACUUGUAUAUCUAUAUUUUUUGUAUGGGUAUUGGUUGUCUGGUUUCUCCCCGUCUUCAUGUGGUUGCGUUUACUCUUUUUUUUUUUAAGAAACAAAAAAUAAGUAAAAACUUCAGUCAUCUCCCCAUGACCUUUUACACUGUAGAGGAAACUCAGUUUUCAGUCUUUGAAUAAAAAAUAAAGCCAGA